UCCUAACAGCCACACCGUUCACACUGGAGCUUUUCUCACAGCAGCAGCUUCUGACUGCGCACACCGGACAUUCAUCACGUUGAAAAAGCCUCUCACGGCUGGAAGCGGCGACAGAAGAAGAACAAGGACACGUUCCCGGCUCGAGUAUCCCUCCUCACCCUACCUCGUUGGUUAGAACCCGUCUUCGUUUCUCCCGUUUUAAUUUUUUAAUUUUUAAACCCUUGACAGUUUCUCCGUGGCGAACUCAGGUUUCUUUUGCUGACAUGGUAGAUUAUCACGCUUCCAAUAACCAGCAGUCCGCUGGCGAGGUGAACGCCUACAUGGAGCAGGAGAAUGACUGGGACCGGGACCUGCUGCUGGACCCUGCCUGGGAGAAACAACAGAGGAAGACGUUUACGGCGUGGUGCAACUCCCACCUGAGGAAGGCUGGUACGCAGAUCGAAAACAUCGAGCAGGACUUCAGAGAUGGACUAAAACUCAUGCUGCUGCUGGAGGUCAUCUCAGGCGAGCGGUUACCCAAACCAGAGCGAGGCAAGAUGAGGGUCCACAAGAUCAACAAUGUGAACAAAGCUUUGGAUUUUAUUGCCAGCAAGGGAGUCAAGCUGGUGUCUAUUGGAGCAGAAGAAAUCGUUGAUGGGAAUGCCAAGAUGACCCUAGGAAUGAUCUGGACCAUCAUCCUCCGCUUUGCCAUCCAAGACAUCUCGGUUGAAGAGACCUCCGCCAAGGAGGGUCUUCUUCUGUGGUGCCAGAGAAAGACUGCUCCAUACAAGAACGUCAAUGUGCAGAACUUCCACAUCAGUUGGAAGGACGGUCUCGCCUUCAACGCUCUGAUCCACAGACACAGACCCGAUCUCAUCGACUACGACAGUCUCAGAAAGGAUGAUCCCGUAACUAACCUAAACAAUGCCUUUGAGGUGGCUGAGAAGCACCUGGACAUCCCUAAAAUGUUGGAUGCUGAAGACAUUGUGAACACUGCUCGUCCAGAUGAGAAAGCCAUAAUGACUUAUGUGUCCAGUUUCUACCAUGCGUUCUCUGGAGCACAGAAGGCUGAGACGGCCGCAAAUCGUAUCUGCAAAGUUCUGGCUGUCAACCAGGAGAACGAGCAGAUGAUGGAGGACUACGAAAAGCUGGCGAGUGAUCUGCUGGAGUGGAUUCGUCGGACAAUCCCCUGGCUGGAGGACAGAACCCAAGAGAAGACCGUAAAUGAUAUGCAGGCAAAACAGGAGGACUUCAGAGACUACCGCACAGUGCACAAACCACCCAAGGUUCAGGAGAAAUGUCAGCUGGAGAUCAGCUUCAACACUCUGCAGACUAAACUGAGACUCAGCAACAGACCAGCCUUCAUGCCAUCAGAAGGACGCAUGGUGUCUGACAUCAACUCGGCGUGGCACACUUUGGAGGGAGCAGAAAAGGGCUACGAGGAGUGGAUCCUUAGUGAAAUCAGACGUCUGGAGAGACUGGAGCAUCUGGCAGAGAAGUUUCACCAAAAGGCAGCCAUCCAUGAGUCCUGGACGGAUGGUAAAGAGGCCAUGUUGACACAAAAAGACUACGAGACCUCCACCCUGUCAGAAGUGAAGGCGUUGCUACGGAAACACGAGGCCUUUGAGAGCGACCUGGCUGCCCAUCAGGACAGAGUGGAGCAGAUUGCUGCUAUCGCGCAGGAACUCAAUGAACUGGAUUACUACGACGCCGCCAGCGUCAAUGCCCGCUGUCAGAAGAUCUGUGACCAGUGGGACACUCUGGGAACUCUGACCCACAACCGCAAAGACUCACUGGAGAGAACAGAGAAGCAGCUAGAGUCGAUAGAUGAGCUCUACCUAGAGUACGCCAAGAGAGCAGCGCCUUUCAACAACUGGAUGGAGGGAGCCAUGGAGGACCUGCAGGAUAUGUUCAUCGUUCAUAACAUUGAUGAAAUCCAGGGUCUGAUCACGGCCCACGAGCAGUUCAAAGCCACCCUGCCUGAGGCCAACAAGGAGCGCGAGGCCAUCCAGUCCAUCCAAGCUGAGGUGCAGAAGAUCGCCCAGAGCAACGGCAUCAAACUGAGCGGAGCCAACCCCUACACCACCAUCACACCCGAGAGCAUCGACAACAAAUGGGAAAAGGCGAUGGCCAUGGUGCCACAACGAGAUAAAGCCCUGCAGGGAGAGCUGAACAAACAGAACUCCAACGACACCCUGAGAGCCACAUUCGCCACUCAGGCCAACGCUGUCGGCGCCUACAUUCAGGCCAAGAUGGAGGAGAUUGGCAGGAUAUCCAUUGAGAUGAACGGCACUCUUGAGGAUCAGCUGACCCACCUGAAGGAGUACCAGCAGACCAUCAUGUCCUACAUGCCUGAGAUCAACAAGCUGGAGGGACACCAUCAGCACAUCCAGGAGGCCCUCAUCUUCGACAACCAGUACACGUCCUACACCAUGGAGCACCUCCGUGUUGGUUGGGAGCAGCUGCUGACCACGAUUGCCAGAACCAUCAACGAGGUGGAGAACCAGAUCCUGACACGUGACGCCAAGGGAAUCAGCCAGGAGCAGCUGUACGAGUACCGUGCCUCCUUCAACCACUUUGAUAAGGAUCGCGGCGGGGCUCUGCAGCCUGAGGAGUUCAAGGCCUGUUUGAUCAGUUUGGGCUACGAUGUGGAGAACGACAAGACGAAGCGAUCAGGGCAGAUGGUUUCAGAUGAUUUCCGGGCUCUACUCAUUUCUACGGGAAACAACCUGGGUGAUGGAGAGUUUAAUCGCAUCAUGGGAAUCGUGGACCCCAAUGGCACCGGCAGCGUCACCUUCCAGGCCUUCAUCGACUUCAUGUCCACGGAAACGACAGACACGGACAGCGCCGAUCAGGUCAUCGCCUCCUUCAAGAUCCUGGCUGGUGAUAAGAACUUCAUCACUGCAGAGGAGCUGAGGCGGGAGCUCCCCCCAGACCAGGCGGAGUACUGCAUCGCCCGCAUGGCGCCCUACACAGGACCCGACGCCGCUCCCGGCGCCCUCGACUAUAUGUCCUUCUCCACCGCUCUGUAUGGAGAGAGUGACCUGUAGGGGAGGGGAUGCGUGGGUGAAGGGGGCACACCUGGAAUCCAGCAUUGUGUUGGAAGGUGCCCCUGAAUGUGCUGGAUUAGAAACUAUUGGAAUAAUAAUCCCUGACCCUCAGCUGUUUAAACAUGACGGUUAAUACAAACAGGCACAUUCAGGGGCAGCAAGGGGUGGGGGGGCAUUACGGGUUCUUAGCUUCACCCUCUACUCCUGUGAGGGGUCAAACAGGGGAGGGGCAGCUUCUAGGACUGGAGUCUGAGGGGUGGGCACAUGCCAAUCUGAUACUUAUGCUAAUUUUUUGUUUAUUAUAUUUUUUUCUUCUUGCCAGUGUGUGUGUGGGGGGGAGGGGGGUGUAAUGUGGCACCUGGCAAGGUUUGUGUAUUAGAUUCUAGAGAGAUAUAUGCUGUGGGGGUCAAGCAGGUUGGUGGGAGGGGGAGUUCUUUGACCAACCUGGAAACAAAAAGAACAUUUUUUACCCAUAAUCCCCAUGUUGCUAGAUCAGGCGACCUGUCUCACAUACUCUUUUCCUCCCCCCCGUCUUUAUUUCCUUUGUACUUUCUGGAGCAGGUGGGUGGGAGGGAGGGAGGGAGGGGGCUCAGCGCUGUACAGACUUUUUUUUUCAGUGCGAGAAACGACACACGAACAGUCCUAGUCAGUAAAGAGGAAUAUGGGUUUCCAGUGUGCAGAGCAGAAUUUAUGAAUAAAAUAAUAAAGCAGAAACUCGGAGUCAGUGAUGUACACGGAGCAGUUUUUUUUCAGGUUUUAUCAGCAGAUAUGUUUGAGCUUUUAUAUGUGUUUGUUCUUUUUAACUAAGAAAAACACUUGGUCAUGAGCGGAAGUUAGGAGACCAUAUCUGAAGUCUUGGUGAUGGGCAGCAGCAGUUUUACAAACUUUUCUUCUAUGAAACUUUUCAUUUCAGCUUAGUGCAUUUAAAUCCAAAACUAGUAACUUAUAAAAAAAAAAGGUAAACUUGACAAAAUUAAGUAUACUUCUGAUUGAAGAUGCUCACUUUAACAGCCGUGGACAUUUCCCCAGGCAAGUUUUUGUAAAACGUAAUAAAGUCCUAAAACGUGCCUGUCUGUAGACGCAGUCCUGUUCCUCCGUUUUCACUUUCUCCUUACCUCACUACUCCAUUCGUUUUGUUGUUUCAAGGGAAUGCAAACUAAAGAAGGGAGGAAAAUUGGUGAAUUUUUAUGUGAACAUUCCAUAAUGAUGAAGAAAUAAAAUAAAGAGAAAAAAGCUAUGCAAUCAUGUUGUGAAUAUUCUGUUGAGUUCUUUUAGGAAUUGAUCAGCCCCUUUCUGAAUACAUUUCCAGUCCAAAUUAAACAGAAAAAGUGAUUUCCUCAUUUGUUGAUCGUUGAUGGGAGUCGAGGGGGGAGGCAGCGAGAGGAGGGCCGACAGACGGGAAAGGAAGUGAGAAGAAAAGACUCGGACCAAAAUAUGACCUUUUUUUUUUCAAUUUCUCCCUAUUCUUCCCUGAGAUGUUGGACUUAAAUGAACUCUGAAAUUGAUUUUUUUCUUCUUUUUUUGUACUCUUUAAUAAACCUUAUCUGCUGUACUGGAAACUGCUACGCCUUCUAUCUAAUGAAAAGUGAAUUUCACAAAGCACACAUAAAGUUUCCUUAUAAAAUCC
Messenger RNA from Nothobranchius furzeri (turquoise killifish), 4656 nucleotides. RefSeq names its product actinin, alpha 4 (gene actn4). The record is from RefSeq and is a predicted model, not a curated record. Gene Ontology annotation, molecular function: calcium ion binding; actin filament binding. Gene Ontology annotation, cellular component: Z disc; plasma membrane; cortical actin cytoskeleton. Gene Ontology annotation, biological process: actin cytoskeleton organization; muscle cell development. Lineage: Eukaryota; Metazoa; Chordata; Actinopteri; Cyprinodontiformes; Nothobranchiidae.